CUCAAAGUGGACCUGUGUCUCGUGGUAAAGCACUAGUUUUGAGGAACAUUGCUCAGGGAUAGCGCAAAGGGUCCAAGAUCAGAAAUGCGCACACACACACACACACACACACACACACACUCCACAGUAAAUAUUGUAUUUUCAGUUCCUAUGCAGAGACUGGACAACAGCUCAGCAAUGUGUGAAAUUCUUCCCGUUUGUGUUGAGGGAGGAGGAUAGAUCAUGGGACACAGAAGCAAAGACUUCAGAGGCAAAUGACUAUAUAAACGAUUAGCUUGUAAGACGUAAAAGAGCAGUUUUCUACCUUAAAUACUACAUUCCUUCAAAGCUAUAGUAAAACAAAUCCUCGUCAUCAUAAAAAGACAAUGCAGCAGCUCUUCCUUUCUCUGCUUGCCUCCAUGAAAUAUUUCAAGUAUAAAAAAUAAUUUUCUCACUUACAAAAAUGGACACCUGUGGCUGGGAAGGUGGCUCAGUGGUAGAGUGCUAGCCAUGAGCAAAAGAGCUCAGGGGAGUGCCCAGGCUGAAGUGAAGCCACAGAAAUGGCCAAACAAAUAGUCACCUGUAAUAAAGGCUAAUUAUAUAUGUAAUGUAUGUUUUCCAAUAUUCCUUUCAAUUUCCCAUCUCUAAGCAUUUGCAUUGGCUCCAGAUGACACCAGAGAGGGGUUCCAAGGACAAACAGAUUAGGCUACAGAAAGUAAACAGUGACCUAGGAUGUUGCUGUCAAAAUAUGUGCUAGAAGGAUGUGGCAGUCACAGAAGACCCUGAGAGCCAAAAUAAUUUGAGCCAGAUAAGAGGAAUAGUGACAGAUAUGCCAUGAAUGUGACCUAGGAGUGACUCCUGGAAGCAGAGAACAUGCCAGAACCUAGGACUAGCAGAUUAGGAUUGGACAAACAAGGUCUCGAGACUCUGGUCUCAGCCAAGAGAAGGAUGGGUGCCUCAGUCAAAGCUGUAGACACUGGAUCAGUGGCAAGCCACGAAGCAACCAUCUCAGAGAUUUGUCCAAAAAGAAACCUAGGAAAUCACAAGGCAUCUCAGGCAAGUGUGCUAAUACGUCAGCCCUGACCCUGAAUGUGCCAUGCGAUAUAUGGAGCCCGGAGGCAAGCCUGCUGGACAUGCUGGUGAUGAACCUGGUCCCAGCCUACCAGAAAGGCGAUCUCUUCUAUGUUGGAAACUUCCUCCACAAUUAUAGACAGUGGGCAACAAUGGAGCAAGUGCUGGAUAUUGUGUUCAAAAAGUACAGAUUACCGGGCAGUAACUCUGAGGAAGAUGAACAAAUAAAGAACACCCUUUGUUCCAUCUUCACCAUGUGGAUGGACUGCUAUCCUGCAGAUUUCCGAGAGCCCCAGAACCAACACCCGGUGAAAGAACUUACCCACUAUGCCAUGCUCCACAUGCCCUCCUCAGAUCUGGUCCUCAAUGUCCACGUUCAUCUGGAUGAGCUGGAGGAGAGCGGGAAGAAUGAGACCAAGAAACAGAGGAAGAAGUCCCUGUGUGGUCACCUCAGAGCUUGCUUUGGCCGCCAUAGAGCCGCUUCUCCUGACCUCCCAAGGAAGAAGCCCUCGGGGAUGUCAAGGAUGGUGAUGGAUGGGGAUCUGGAGCCAUCACUGGACUACACAAUGCAUGUGCAUGUAGAGGGGUUGGAUGCAUUUGCAGUGAGGCCCCAAAAGGUUGUGAGUCCUGUGGAUAAGACAGUGGUUCUGAAGCCCACAUGUAAGAGAGCUGAACUUGUAGGGACCCCAAAGAAAGAAGAAGGUAAUAGUGAUUGUCUUCCUGUGACUUUCACAGGCAGCCCAGAUCAGCUCAAAAAGGGUCAAAUCAGCAAUCCUCCUGGCGUGCUGGAGGGAGUAGUACACGUGGGACUGAUGGAAAAUGUCCCCAGUCUGUGCUCAGGGGAACCAAUGAGUGAGGUCCCAACAUUAGAUGCAGCUCAGGAAAGUGAAUCUGUCCUCACUGAACAUCUGGACAAAUCUGUGCUGCUGCAGCAGAACCAAUCUCCAACUGAGAAAUUAGAAUCUGCCUCUCCAGCCUUUGCUGGAGCAAAUCCUAUCUUUCAUGAGGAGCUAGAUACUUUGGAGGAUUCUGAGGCAGAAUUUAUGUUUGAAGGCAACUUAGAAGCCGACCUAGCCUUAGAGCUUCCCUCCCCUCUCCCUGGGGAUAUCUCUCUUUUUCUUUUUGUCCUGAUUGUUGUAAAAUGUUCAUUCUUUUUAUUCUUCUUAAUUUAUUAAAUGUAUAUGUUUAUGUUGUACAAUG
Dipodomys spectabilis (banner-tailed kangaroo rat) is the source of this 2250-nucleotide messenger RNA. Its product is annotated as ral guanine nucleotide dissociation stimulator-like. The coding region runs from base 1113 to 2225 and encodes 370 amino acids. The record is from RefSeq and is a predicted model, not a curated record. The transcript is spliced from 6 exons. Lineage: Eukaryota; Metazoa; Chordata; Mammalia; Rodentia; Heteromyidae.